Nelumbo nucifera (sacred lotus) is the source of this 1110-nucleotide messenger RNA. RefSeq names its product exopolygalacturonase-like. Gene Ontology annotation, molecular function: polygalacturonase activity. NCBI's taxonomy places the organism in Eukaryota, Viridiplantae, Streptophyta, Magnoliopsida, Proteales, Nelumbonaceae. The record is from RefSeq and is a predicted model, not a curated record. Gene Ontology annotation, biological process: carbohydrate metabolic process.
AUGGAAGAGGCCCAGAAUGGAGUCUUCGAUAUCACUGCAUAUGGUGGAAAAGACGGUGGAGACAUCACCCAGGCUGUGAUGGACGCUUGGAAAGCAGCAUGUGCAGCAACAGGGGCAGCUACAGUUUUGAUUCCAAAAGGGACGUAUACAAUGAAUUUAGUAAAUUUGGCAGGUCCUUGCAAGCAAGCACAAAUGAACUUUCAGCUUGAAGGGAUAGUUCAAGCUCCUGCUGAUCCAGCUGCCAUGGACUCCGAAAGUUGGCUUCUUUUUGAUCAUGUCGAUGACCUGACGGUCUUUGGAGGUGGAACCUUGGAUGGUCAAGGACAAAAGGCUUGGGAAAGCAAUGAGUGUUCCAAAAACUCAAAAUGCCCUCAAAUGCCAGCAAAUUUAAGACUCAACUUCGUCAAUAACGGUGUGGUCCAUGACAUAACCUCAUUGAAUAGUAAGAUGAUUCACAUCAUGAUCUUGAGUGCAAACAAUUUGACUAUUCAACAUGUUACAAUCACGGCACCGAGUACUAGUAUUAACACCGAUGGCAUCCACAUUGGAAGAUCAACCGGAGUAAAAAUUUUGGAUACAACAAUUGGCACAGGCGAUGAUUGUGUAUCGGUGAGUGACGGUAACAAAGACAUAACUGUCAGCAAGGUAACAUGUGGACCAGGGCAUGGCCUUAGUAUUGGUAGCUUGGGAAAAUAUGACAAUGAAGGACCUGUGGUUGGAGUGCAUAUAAGCGACUGCACUUUGACGAAAACAGAUAAUGGUGUAAGGAUUAAAUCAUGGCCCGACUCUAAACCCGGAAGUGCCUCUGAUAUCUCUUUCGAGAAUAUAGUGAUGAACGAUGUUGGUAAUCCAGUUAUCAUUGAUCAAGCAUACUGCCCAUACGGUGGAUGUAGCCAGGCACCAUCGCGUGUUAAGCUUAGCAAUAUCAAAAUUGCAGGGAUUAAGGGCACCUCAUCAACACAAGAAGCUGUAAAAAUCUUUUGUAGCCCAGCUUUGCCUUGUGAGAACGUGGAGAUCGGAGAUAUCAACUUGGCUUUUAGCGGAGGAGCGGCGACUUGUACAUGUGCAAAUACCAAGCCCACCCUUACCGGCACUCAAGUCCCACCUGUU